AACGCAAGAGGAAGAAGUUGUGGUGGUGGCGGGAGUGUCGACUUAAUUUUGAACCAGUGAAGACUGUAAAAGAAAGGAUGGGACGGGCACGGGUCUCAGGCAUAAUUUCAUUGUGACAUUAUAUCACUCGUUUCUAUCCAAGAACAGCCAGUAUGUGCGAUAAAAACAAACAGGUCAGCGAGUGGCUGAAAGUGGUGCUCGGAGAAGUCCCGUGGUUUGAGGUGAAUAUGCGCACAAUUGACAUUUUAUACAAGCUAUCAAAGGACAGUGAACAACGAGGCCAAGAAAUUGGUUGGUUGGUGGAGGACGUAAAGCAGAAAACUGGCGAGUGUAAGGCAGACGGAGCCUACCACCAAAAGGUACUUCAAAGUGCAUUGGGUGAAAAUGUUUCCCGUGGAAAGCUCAAACCCAUGAGCCGCUCUCUGAAUACAUUAGAGAGUAUGGCUAUAGCAUUUAAAACGAAGGACACCAAAGUGGCAAGCUUUUUGGCUAGUACUAAUUAUCAAACUAAAGUGCUUCUGGAGAUGGAAGAGGAAAACAGGGAGUUGCAGAAAAAACUGCGCAACCUGGAAAAGAAGAAGAAUGAGGUUUUGAAUUCUCAAAAGUCUUUACAAAUACAAAUAUCAAAGGUGCAAAAGGCUCAGGAGGUGGAGUCUGUUGAGACUGAAGAGAGGCUGCUGAAUAAGAACUUCAUGGAGAAAAAAUUCCAGGAAAUGACUUCAAGAGUUAGGAGUGCAGAGGAAAAAUUAGCUUCCAGGGAAGUUACUUGGUCUCUUACUCAUCAUUGCAUCGAAGAGAUUUCAGAGCAACUCUCUGUGGUCAAGCAGGAGAUGGACCCUCUGAAAAGAAAACUGCAGGCCUAUCAUGGUCUCCCUCUUAGCGUUCCUCUCGCUCGUCUGGCAGUGGCAGAAUCCAAGAAGGAACUGGAAGCGCUUGAUGCCAUUUUGGAUGAAAGGAUUGACUGGAGGCACACAUGAAAUGUCUGUGUAAAUUCACCUGAAAUAACUCACCAUUCAUUUCUUUUAUGAUUUUUGUUUGUUUGUUCACAGACUAAUUAAUAAAGUAUUGUAAUGUCAGAGAUCAGAA
Molecule: messenger RNA, 1086 nt
Organism: Alosa sapidissima (American shad)
Lineage: Eukaryota; Metazoa; Chordata; Actinopteri; Clupeiformes; Clupeidae
Gene: haus1
Product: HAUS augmin-like complex, subunit 1
Exons: 9
Coding region: 153-977 (274 amino acids)
Biological process (GO): spindle assembly; centrosome cycle
Cellular component (GO): HAUS complex; cytosol
Source: RefSeq, a predicted model, not a curated record